Molecule: messenger RNA, 4214 nt
Organism: Fundulus heteroclitus (mummichog)
Lineage: Eukaryota; Metazoa; Chordata; Actinopteri; Cyprinodontiformes; Fundulidae
Product: zinc finger BED domain-containing protein 4-like
Exons: 2
Coding region: 777-2339 (520 amino acids)
Molecular function (GO): protein dimerization activity
Source: RefSeq, a predicted model, not a curated record
ACAUCAGAUUUUCACAAGUUCUUAACCGUUUGACAUCAGAGUUCCAUUCCAUUCUCGGCUUAUGACAUCAUAUGAUCACGAGUUCUUUACAUUAUGACAUCAGAUAGCCAUUCUGUUCUUACCUUAUGACAUAUUUUCAUGCUGUUCUUCAGCUUAUGACAUCAGACUGUCAUGCUGUUCUUUGCCUUAUGACAUCAGAUUGUCAUGCUUUUCUUCGCCUUAUGACAUCAGAUAGUCAUUCUGUUCUAAACUUGUUACAUCAGAUGGUCACGAGUUCUUUACGUUAUGACAUCAGAUUGUCAUGCUGUUGUUCACCUUAUGACUAGGGAUGGGGAUCGAAACCCGGUUCUAUCAAGGACCCGGUUCCACUUUUUUCAAAACCCGAAAAUCAAUAACGUUUGGGCUUAUCGAUACCACUAUCAAGUCUGGUCAUUUUUUUUUUUUUUGUUUUGUUUUCCCCCGGAGGUCCUGUAACAUAAUUGUGUGUCCCUCGAGUCGCAUCUCUGUCUGUCUCCGGGUUGGAUCCUCCUGCUGCUGAGCCGCACCACAGUGGGCCCAUUUUCAUCAUCCACUCAGAGUACCACUGAUGGUGUUCAGCUCAAGCUCACCUCAACUCCAGCCCCCAUUGGCCUACUCCAAACUCCCUUCACCCUGGCUGCCAGGAAGAUGCCUUCUAAUCAAGUGGAGCAGUGUCACAGGGCUGUCACAAAAUUUGUGAUUUUGUGACAGCACCCUUGCACCCUUUUGCAACAGUUGAAUCACCGUGGUUUAGGGAAAUGACAAAGGCCCUCAAUCCACGUUACACCCCUCCAAGCAGGACUGUUCUAUCAAACACCCUCAUCCCUGCGUGGUAUGAGGUGGAGAAGCAGAAUGUCAUUACAGAGCUGGCAAAUGUUAGCAAGGUAGCAAGUGAUGGGUGGACUAGCUUAGCGCAAGACCACUACAUUACUGUGACCACCCAUUACAGCAGCCAAGGCAAGCUUCAGCAAAAAGUCCUCCGGACCAAAGCUGUCUACAGAGCGAAGACCAGGAAAACAGUUGCAGUGGAGAUUGAGGAGGUAUUGGAAGAGUUUGGCAUUACUCACAAGGUGGUUGUCAAGACUGUAGACAACGCGUCCAACAUGGAUGUUGCUGCAAAGAAGCUGGACAUCCUCAAACUGGGUUGCUUUGCCCACACCCUUAACUUGGCUGCGCAAAAAGUUUACAGCAUUGCUACGGUGACCCGGUGGGCAGCAAAACUAAGAGUAGUCAUCGUGUGGAUGAAACGAUCUUCAAUGGCGAAGAUAGUGCUAAAAGAAAAGCAGCUCCUCCUCAAACUUCCUCAGCACACCAUGAUACUGAAUGUGAAAACCAGGUGGAACUCCCUGUUUCUGAUGGUUGAGAGGUUCCUUGAGCAAUAUCCGGCUCUCCAAGCUGCAGUGUUGGAUCCACGUAUAAGAAAGCCCAUGGAGAGGGACCGACUGGAUAGGAUCACAGAUGAGGACUUUACCAAAGCAGAGGAGUUCAUAAAGUUCAUGAAGGUCCUGUACACUUCUACACUGUGUGUAUCUAGUGAGAAAACCCCCACCUGUGGACAGAUCCUUCCGAUACUCAUGAAACUAAAGACCCACUUCACAUUUCAGGAAGGAGACUCUUCAUUUGUAUCCAACAUUAAACGGAAGGUUUUGACUGACCUAUCUGGACGUUACCAGGAGGAAAAAAUCCAACAGUUCCUCGAAGAGGCGACAGCGAUGUACCCAAGGAUUAAAGCCAAAAGUGUCAGGCACACCACCUGGGAACGUUUGCAGGAGGCAGCUGUAGCAACAAAUGCUACAGAAGCUGAUGUCCCAAUCCCCGAGUCCCAUGAGGACAGCGACACAACCGAGGAGGCUAUGUAUGAGAAUCCUCGGGUUGAAGUCAGUCCACCACCACAACCUAAGAAGAGUGCCUUGGAGGAGCUAUUUGCCGAGGAGGAACAAGAGCGACGGACCAUCCAUAUGAAUAACUCCAACAGCAGAAUUCAGCAGAGAGUAUGUGAGGAAAUCCAGCUCUACAGAAGCCUGCCUAUGAUUUCUAUAGCAGAGGACCCAGUUCUCUGGUGGUGGACAAAGAGAGACACCAUGCCCCUGCUAGCGGAACUCUCUCACGGCUACCUUACUGUCCAAGCGUCUUCCAACCCUUCAGAGAGGGUGUUUUCCACUGCUGGGGACACCAUCAGCCAGGAGCGUUCGAGGAUCAUGCCUGACAAGGCAGACAUGUUAAUUUUUCUGCAAAAAAAAUACCUGUUAAUUUAUAAGCUGAUAUUUUAUUUCCUUUUGUGUGACACGGCAUAUUAUUUAUUUAAUUCAUAUACAUUAUGACAUUUUAUUUUUCAUUUGGUGCUGCUGAUAUAUUCUAGUUUUAUGUCAUUUCGAAGUGGCCUAUUACAUUAGCCAUGUUUAUUGAAGGAUAGAAACUUUUUUGUUAUGCUCACUUGUUAAGCAAUAAAAGCAAUACCAGUUCUGUCAAACACAUGUUGCAUCGUCUUUCCACCAAAUAACAGAAAAGUAUCGAUAGUGGUAUCGAUAAAGACUCGGAUUGAAAAGGAGUAUCGAUAAAGGUAUCGAUAUCAAUAAAUAUUACGAUCCCCAUCCCUACUUAUGACAUCAGUUGUGUUUAUGUUCUUCAAUUUAUGACAUCAGAUUGUGAUGAGUUGUUCACAUUAUGACAUAUGAUUUUCAUGUUGUUCUGCACCUUAUGAUAUCAGAUGGUCAUUCUGUUCUCACCUACUAACAUAAGAUGAUCAAAAGUUAUUAGACUUAUGACAUAAUAAAAUGAUUCUGUUCUCACCUCAUGACAUCAGAUUUUCAUAAAUUCUUAACAUUUUGACAUCAGAGUUCCAUUCCGUUCUCAGCUUAUGACAUCAUAUGGUCACCUGUUCUUAAACUUAUGACAACAUAUGGUCAUGAGUUCUUUCAUGUAGAUGGAUCAGAUAGCCAUUCUGUUCUUACCUUAUGACAUAAGAUUUUCAUGCUAUUCUUACCUUAUGACAUCAGACUCUCAUGCUGUUUUUCGCCUUAUGACAUCAGAUUGACAUGCUUUUCUUCGCCUAAUGACAUCUGUGGUAAUGUUGUCUUGUUUUUUCUUUAAGUUAAUUGCAUGUCUUUGACUUUUCUGAUUUGGAUUUGCUUGUUAUAAGUUGGAGUUAUUUCCCUUUGGUGUUGCAUGUCUUUUUGAUUUUGUUUUGAUUUUGAAGUGACGUUACCACCCAUACCUGGCGACGCCCACCACAGAUCACAGGUGUUCUCUAUUGGCAAAAUUGCAUGCAGAUUGUGAGGCCGGUAAUAAAGAGAGCUGUGCAGUUGAAGCAAAAAAGACGGAGCCGGACUGAUCACAGAUGUGGGAACGGCAGGGCGACAAUGCUGGAGGACUGAUGGCUGCAGAGGUUCGUUCAACCAGUCGCUGUCAAGGAACAGACGACCGGGCGUUGGAGUACGAGUGGCCGGUUUUGCCGUCGAGGUUCGCGGUGGUCGUAGAGGAUCGGUCAGCUGGUGACAAGCAAGGCUGGAGGACUGGCUGCUGCAGAGGUUCGUCCAACUGGUCGCUACCGAGGAACGAAUGACCGGGCGUUGGAGUAUAAGUGGCCGGAUCGCUGCUGAAAUUUGCCCAUGGCCGUGGACGAACGGUCGGCGGGUGACGGGAGGGACUGAGCGCCGGAGGGGACCGUGGCCGGAUCGCCGUCGAGAUUCGCCAUGGUUGUAGAGGAUCGAUCAGCUGGUGACGGGAAGGACCGAGCUGAGGAGAGGAUCACGCCCCCCAUUCGGGCUAGCUAAGGGACCUUUUAACAGACUUUUUUUAUUGACUCUGCCGCUCCUCACCGCCUUAUAUGUUUUUAUUGAUUCAUUCUCUUUUUAAAUAAAUUGUUAACUCUUAAGGCUCGUUUCGUUAAAGCCCUGACCACAGUCACUGCAGUUCCUAUUUAUUAAACUCACCACUCGGGUGCCACACAUCAGGUAGUCAUUCUGUUAUCAACUUGUUACAUCAGAUGGUCACGAGUUCUUUACGUUAUAAUCUCCAAAAAUAAAGUUAGGCAUAUUUUCCCAAAGUAAGAGUUGUAAUAUGACCUAAAUGAAGUAUAAAUGUAUCCUACAAGUUUGGAGGCACUAAAAUGAUUUAUAGUGUAGUCAUUGCUCAUUUUAUACUUAUUCUAAUAAUAAAAUACAGGUGCCAUUUGCCACUCAGGCUUUGGGAAAAUC